Nerophis lumbriciformis (worm pipefish) is the source of this 3294-nucleotide messenger RNA. NCBI's taxonomy places the organism in Eukaryota, Metazoa, Chordata, Actinopteri, Syngnathiformes, Syngnathidae. The record is from RefSeq and is a predicted model, not a curated record.
AGCGCCGUCAUGCCUCAGACCAACAAGUCCGUCGCCGCCGGCGCCGCUUCUGGGCCGCUGUGCGCUCCGGACCGGGGAGAGCCGCCCCCCCCUCGGGACGCGGGGACGUCCCCGGACGACGCCGAGGAGCGGGGUGACCCGGAGAUCGUCAAGUCGCCCAGUGACCCCAAGAAAUACAGAUUCAUCCAGCUGAGUAACGGCCUCCGAGCGCUGCUCAUCUGCGAUUUAAGCGCCGCCGACAGGAACGUGGAAAGCGGGGAAGCCGGCCCGGACGCGGAGGACGACGAGGACGAAGACGACGAGGACGACAGCCAAGACGAGGGGGAUUCGGGCGAGGGCUCGGAGGAGGAGGAAGAGGACGACGAGCCGGAGGAAGAGCGGGACAGCGACUUCGAGGAGCUGGACGAGGACAGCGCCGGCAAAAAGAAAAAGAGUGCCGAAAAGCAGGCGGCAGCCGCCCUGUGCAUCGGCGUGGGCAGCUUCAGCGAUCCCGACGAACUUCCCGGCCUGGCCCACUUCCUGGAGCACAUGGUGUUCAUGGGAAGCCAAAAGUACCCGGCGGAGAACGGCUUCGACGCCUUUCUGAAGAAACACGGCGGGAGCGACAACGCCUCCACCGAUUGCGAGCGCACCGUCUUCCAGUUCGACGUGCAGAAAAAACACUUCAGGGAGGCUCUGGACAGGUGGGCCCAGUUCUUCAUCUGCCCGCUGAUGAUUGAGGACGCGGUGGACCGAGAAGUGGAAGCAGUGGACAGCGAGUUCCAGCUGGCGAGGCCUUCCGACUCGCACCGCAAGGAGAUGCUGUUUGGCGGCCUGGCCGUGCCGGGACAUCCCAUGAGCAAGUUUUGCUGGGGAAACGCUCAGACGUUAAAACACGAGCCCCGGGAACGAGGCAUCAACACCUACCAGCGCCUGCGCCAAUUCUGGAGCCGCUUCUACUCGGCCCACUACAUGACCCUGGCUGUGCAGUCCAAAGAGACCCUGGACACGUUGGAGCAGUGGGUCCGCGAGAUCUUCAUCCACAUCCCCAACAACGGAGAACCACCGGUGGACUUUUCGCACCUGCCGAGGCCCUUCGACACGCCCGAUUUCAACAAACUCUACAGAGUGGUUCCCGUGGGGAAGGUGCACGCACUGACCAUCAGCUGGGCUUUGCCCCCUCAGGGCAAGCACUACAGGGUGAAGCCCCUCCACUACAUUUCCUGGCUGAUCGGACACGAGGGCAGCGGCAGCAUCCUGUCCGUGCUGCGCAGGAAGUGCUGGGCUCUGGCGCUCUUCGGGGGAAACAGCGAGACGGGCUUCGACCAGAACACCACCUACUCUAUCUUCUCCGUCACCAUCAAUCUCACCGAACAGGGCUUCGCCAACUUCUACCAGGUGGUCCACCUGGUCUUCCAGUACCUGAAGUUGCUGCAGACUCUCGGCCCUCAGAAGAGGAUCUACGAGGAAAUUCAGAAGAUAGAAGACAACGAGUUCCACUAUCAAGAGCAGACCGAGCCCCUCGACUACGUGGAGAACAUCUGUGAGAACAUGCAGCUUUUCCCUAAGGAGGACUUCCUGAGCGGCGACCAGCUCAUGUUCGACUACGACCCCGAGGUGAUCGGCAGCGCUCUGGCUUUUCUGACACCUGAACGGGCCAACCUACUCCUGCUCUCGCCAGAACACGAGGGUCGCUGCCAACUCAGGGAGAAAUGGUUCUCCACCGCGUACAGCCGAGAAGACAUCCCAGCCGAGUGGUCUGAACGUUGGGCGUCCGACUUUGAAGUCCAUCCUGACCUUCACCUUCCUGCUGAGAACAAGUUCAUCGCUUCCGACUUCACUCUAAGGCCGUCCGACUGUCCAGACUCUGAAUAUCCUGUCAAAAUCUUCGACGACGAGCGAGGCUGUCUGUGGUACAAGAAGGACAACAAAUUCAAGAUCCCUAAAGCGUAUAUUCGCUUCCACUUGAUUUCGCCGCUGAUUCAGAAGAGCCCUGAAAACGUGGUUCUGUUCGACCUGCUGGUGAGCAUCCUGGCCUACAACCUGGCCGAGCCGGCGUACGAGGCCGACGUGGCGCAGCUGGAGUACAAGCUGCUGGCCGGCGAGCACGGCUUGAUCUUACGCCUCAAAGGGUUCAACCACAAGCUGCCCCUUCUCCUGGACCUGCUGGUGGACCACCUAGCCGGCUUUACGUCCACCGCCGAGGUCUUCUCCAUGUUUUUGGAGCAGCUGAAGAAGACCUACUUCAACAUACUCAUCAAGCCCGACCGUCUGGGCAAGGAUGUCCGUCUGCUGAUCUUGGAGCGCAGCCGCUGGUCACUGGUGGAAAAGUACCGGGUGGUCACGGCCGGACCCACCUUGAGCGACCUCCUGACGUUCGCCGGCCGACUGAAGGAGGAGAUGUACGCCGAGGGGCUGGUGCAGGGAAACUUCACGAGCGGGGAGUCCAAGGAGUUCCUAAAAGAUUUGGUUCGGAAGCUGCAAUUCCGGCCGCUGUCUGCAGAGGUCCCCGUUUCCUUCCGGGUGGUGGAGCUGCCCGUGGGUCAUCACCUGUGCAAGGUCAAAUCCCUCAACAAGGGCGACGCCAACUCCGAAGUCACCGUCUACUACCAGUCGGGUCUGAAAAAUUUGCGUGAACAUGCCCUAAUGGAGCUGCUGGUGAUGCACAUGGAGGAGCCGUGCUUCAACUUCCUCCGGACCAAAGAGACAUUGGGGUACCACGUGUACCCCACCUGCAGGAACACCUCGGGGGUCCUCGGAUUCUCCGUCACUGUGGAAACGCAGGCCACCAAGUACAGCACGGAAUUGGUGGAGGCCAAGGUGGAGGAGUUCCUGGAGUGGUUCGGGCAAACCCUGUCGGCGCUGAGCGACGAGGCCUUCGGGACGCAGGUGACGGCCCUGGUCAAGCUGAAAGAGGGCGAAGACGCGCACCUGGGCGAGGAGGUGGACCGCAACUGGUUCGAGGUGCUCACCAGGCAACACGUCUUCCAGAGACUCAACUUGGAGAUCGCGGCGCUGAAAGGCUUCACGCGUCAGGAUCUGCUCUCGUGGUUCGCCGAGCAUCGCGGCGGCGCCGGCAGGAAGCUCAGCGUGCAUGUGGUGGGCUUCGGCGCCGAGGAGGGCGACCCGCCGGAAAGCGAGGGCGAUCCGACGUGCCCCCCGGCCGCCGCCUCGUCAUCCUACGGCGAGGUGAGCUCGCUGAGCUUCCCGGAAGUGCGUUCGCCGACGCUGCGGGACGGCGCCGUGGCGGUGGUCGACAUCCGAGCCUUCGCCGCCGCCUUCCCUCUGCACCCAUACCACAAAGUCCUCAGCUAG